UGACUUCACUGAAUGAAGCUGUUCUCCCGGAUUCCAAUCAAACAAUUCCCAGAGCUCCUGCCCUCACCAGGAACCGACUUCAAAAUGAGAGUUAAUCCAGGAGCCGCUCCGGAUUAACUGGAGAAAUUCCAGCCAGAGCUGCUCCAUCCUGGACAGCUAUUUCCCGGGAAGACCGCCGCACACGUUUACAACAUUCCAGAGAGAGAGAAAAAAAAUCCCAGCGACGGGAGGGGUGUGUGUGUGUGAGAGGCGAGUUAGACAGCACUCUGUUCGCCAGAGACAGUAAUUCCAGCCCCCGAGCAACUUGCUCCAGGUCCGUUUCACACACACACUCUCUCUCUUUUUCCUCCAGAUCACUUUCACACUCCGUCUAUCUCUCUCUCUCCCCUCUUCCAGGCCAGUUUCCUGCUCUCGCUCUCUCCUGCUCUGACGAUGAGCACCCCUCUGCUCCCCGGCCUGUGUCUCCUGUUCUCUCUAGUUCUGUGUGAACCCGGCCCCCUCUCUGAUGUUCUGGUUAACAGAUACUUCAUCCCGGCCGUGUGCCCCCGGGAGGUUCAAAGCGGGGAUUUUAUCCGUUACCACUACAACGGCACGUUCGCGGACGGGAAGAAGUUCGAUUCCAGUUAUGACCGCAGCAGCACCUUCAAUGUCGAAGUGGGAAAGGGUCGCCUCAUCCCAGGAAUGGAUAAAGCCGUCCUUGGAAUGUGUGUCAAUGAGAGGCGACGUAUUGUCAUUCCUCCCCACCUUGGAUACGGUAGCCAAGGAGUCGAUAAUGUCAUCCCUCCUGACACCACUCUCUACUUUGACGUCAUUCUCCAUGAUAUCUGGAACCAUAAUGACAAGGUGCAGAUAAAGACUUUGUACAAACCCACGGUUUGCAACCGCACGGUGCAGAGCUCCGACUACGUCCGAUAUCAUUACAAUGGCACGCUGCUCAAUGGGACACUCUUUGAUUCAAGCCACAAUCGGAUGAAGACGUAUGACACGUAUGUGGGUAUCGGCUGGUUGAUCAAGGGGAUGGAUGAAGGGCUCCUGGGGAUGUGUGUAGGAGAGAGGCGAAUCAUCAUCAUCCCUCCAUUCCUGGCCUAUGGAGAGACUGGGUACGGCAGUGACAUUCCCCCACAGGCCAGUCUGGUAUUCGAUACACUGCUGCUGGAUCUGCACAACCCGAAUGACACUAUCUCCAUAGAGAAGUUGGUCAGCCCAGAUUCCUGCACUCGCCAAAUCGAGACUGGAGACUUCAUCCGCUAUCACUACAACGGCAGCCUGUUGGAUGGAACCUUCUUUGACUCUAGUUACUCACGGAAUCAUACAUACGACACCUAUAUUGGAAUGGGUUAUGUCAUUUCUGGGAUAGAACAAGGUUUACUGGGAGCGUGUAUGGGAGAGAUACGUCGAGUUGUUAUCCCCCCACACCUGGCUUAUGGACAGGAUGGUGUUGCCAAUAAGAUUCCGCCUUCCGCUGUGCUGGUCUUCGAUGUUCACAUCAUCGAUUUUCACAAUCCAAAGGACAAAGUGCAAAUCCAACCUUACUUCAAGCCAGAUGCCUGUAACAGGACAUCGCAGAUCAAUGACUACGUGACUUAUCACUACAAUGCUUCCCUCGUGGACGGUACCCAACUCUACACCUCCCGUGAGCUUGACACUCCUCCAACUUUUAUCCUGGGUUCUUCGAAAACGAUUGAAGGAUUGAGUCAAGGCUUGUUUGACAUGUGUAUUGGAGAGAAACGGAUUUUGACAAUACCACCACAUCUUGGUCAUGGCGAGAUGGGAGCUGGAGAUGUACCUGGCAGUGCAGUGCUGCUGUUUGAUGUUGAACUGCUGGACUCGAAGCCAGGGCUCCCAGAGGGUUACCUGUUUGUCUGGACUGGUAAACCUCCAGCUAAGCUCCACGAGGAGCUUGAUAGUAACCAGGACGGAGAGAUCCUAUUUGAAGAGUUUUCUCGUUACAUCAAGGCACAGGUUGAUCAAGGUACAGGUCGUCUCUCACCAAUCGAUGAUCCUGAAAAACUAAUCAAGGACAUGUUUGGAAAUCAGGACCGCAACAAAGAUGGGAAGAUCACUCCAGAUGAGCUCAAAUUGAAGACUGAUGAGGACAACGAACGGAUUGUGAAAGACGAGCUAUGAAUAUUUUACAUGUUUAAAAAAAAACUUUCCAUUGUUUCCCAAAGCAGGCACCCUGUAAACAUAACAUUGGAAAAGGUGUUCAACUUUCUGUUCUGUUUACUAAUUUGGCUUCAUGGUCCCAUUUGCAAUUUUUGUUUUACCUUGUCUCUCUUUGCUGUUGCUUAUUUUGACUUUCUUCUUGUAAGGUUGUCCCCUCCAUAUAGUCGGCUCAGGAUUAGUGGUGUGAGAAUUGAUUGUCCUGCUUUCUACAUGAGGCUUGGGGACACUAAUCAAUGCUUACGCCUGAAUUAAUAACUCUGGGUUGUGUGGGUGUGCACUUGUGUGCCAGGUACUCAGGAUUGAGUUCAAGGUAACAUGGCCAAAAACUGACCUGGCAGCUCACUGUAAAUCUCAGAUUCUUAAUUGGAGAGGUCCAACAAACAUCCACAACCUGCUGUAGAAGCAGAGUUCUUAGUACUGUGUAGAAACAGUGAUUUUGGGAAAGUACCCUUCCCCAGAUACUGAGGUCUGGUGUGACUCUCCAGUUUUCACAGCAGUAAUCACAAAACUGCUCAAAUUCGGGGAAUGAGCCACAUAAGGAGGUGCCUUUAAUGCUUUGGGAGAACUGUUUCUGUCCAGGACACACACAACCUUGCUUGAGGUCUCUUGUUCCCUCGAUCCUGUCCUGACUGAGUUCAGUGGCUUCCAUCCACUGUGUUUAUAGGAUGGGGAUAGUUGCUUGAGGCUAUGCCUGGACUUAUACCCAUCCUUGACUUCAGUUUUUAUUAAGCUCCAGGAUUCCUAUUCAGGUUAUUUCUCAUCCUUUUUUUUGUAUGUUUUUGAUUUUGCAUUGAGUGGAUUUUAUGAAAAGUGUCUCUCAAGUGAAGCUGUGGUCCCUGAUCUCAAAUGGAAGCCUUUGUAUAAAAGGAAGUGGAGAAUUUCCACACCAUUUGAGAAAGGAUAACUAAAUGGAUUUCUUGUAUAAAAA
This is a messenger RNA of Hemiscyllium ocellatum (epaulette shark), 3094 nucleotides long. RefSeq names its product peptidyl-prolyl cis-trans isomerase FKBP10-like. The transcript has 10 exons. Bases 433 to 2127 code for a protein of 564 amino acids. The record is from RefSeq and is a predicted model, not a curated record. NCBI's taxonomy places the organism in Eukaryota, Metazoa, Chordata, Chondrichthyes, Orectolobiformes, Hemiscylliidae. Gene Ontology annotation, molecular function: calcium ion binding; peptidyl-prolyl cis-trans isomerase activity.